AUGGACUUCGUUCGCAGCAAUACCCGGGGUACGUCUGAGGCUCCCUUGAAGCCGGAUAUGUCCACGAAACAAUCUGUUGUUCCUCCUGAUCUCGCGCCAAACAGCGCUGCCGACUUCUGGUGGAGACUAUGUCAUAUGGCACACGAGGCUGUGGCACCGGUAGAAUUCAGCGUCAACUACGUCAGCACUCGAGAGGAGGGCGUGAUGCGGUUCCAAAUGGAGCCUUUGACUGCCGUCUCGGGGCCACACACCGUGGCGGAUGAUCCAUCCGGGAAGAAAGCGGUCGCCUCGAUGCUUAGUUCAUUCGAGCAAGUUUUAGAUGUUGAUCUUAAGUGGGCGUGGCAACUCCUGGACAAAUUUAUGGUAACGUCGCCCGAUGAGGUUUCACGGCUCCGGGAAGCUGAGAAGACCUCGUUGCCGCCGCCGCUCGACCUGUACCAGCGGACCCCUCAAUUCAACUUCGCCUUCGACCUCAGUCCUGACGGCAAAUCAAUGAAAGCCUACUUCCUCCCCCUUGCGAAGUCCCUGGCCACUGGAAAGAGUGCCCUGGAUCAUUGUCUGGACGCUGUGCGGUCGCUGGAUCCUCAUGGCGAGGGGCUUUCAGCUGUUGCUCACCUUCUGCAUGAGUUCUUGACCGUAUCCUGCCCAGGUCGCAUGUCUUGCGACUAUUUGGGGAUCGACUCGACGGCCCCUGAGAAUUCCCGCGUGAAGCUGUACGUAUCGUCGCAGCAACACAACAGCUUCGACUUUGUCAAGAAUGUCUUCACCCUCGGAGGGCGGGCUAGCGACCAGACAACACUGCGUGGCGUGGAGUUCCUACAGUCAAUCUGGCAUCUCUUGGUCAAUGGUGAGGCCGGAAAGCUUCUCGAUCAUUCAGAUCGGCCUCCAAAACAGUUGCCAUUUUUCCUGGGCUGUCUUUAUUUCAGCUUCGAAUGGCGGACAGGUGAUCGGCUGCCUCUGGUCAAGAUCUAUAUCCCGCAGUGGCAGUACGCCCAGAGUGACCGCAGAAUAGCGGACAACAUAUCAAAUGCGUUGAGGAAACUGGGUCGAAAUAAUGCGGCUGAUGAGUACUUGACCCGCAUCAAGAAGACCUUCCCGAGAGCCGAUUUGGACACCGAUGUAUCUGUUCACAAUCAAGUGUCAUAUGCAUACAAUGAUACCACAGGCGCAUAUCUCACAGUAUAUUACAGUGUCAAUAGCAAAGCUGUUAUCAAGGAUUAG
Messenger RNA from Diaporthe citri, 1221 nucleotides. RefSeq lists its product as uncharacterized. Gene Ontology annotation, biological process: alkaloid metabolic process. NCBI's taxonomy places the organism in Eukaryota, Fungi, Ascomycota, Sordariomycetes, Diaporthales, Diaporthaceae. The coding region runs from base 1 to 1221 and encodes 406 amino acids. Gene Ontology annotation, molecular function: transferase activity, transferring alkyl or aryl (other than methyl) groups. The transcript is spliced from 2 exons. The record is from RefSeq and is a predicted model, not a curated record.